Micropterus salmoides (largemouth bass) is the source of this 2764-nucleotide messenger RNA. RefSeq names its product synapse-associated protein 1-like. The record is from RefSeq and is a predicted model, not a curated record. The transcript is spliced from 9 exons. The coding region runs from base 154 to 1245 and encodes 363 amino acids. Gene Ontology annotation, cellular component: cytoplasm; synapse. Lineage: Eukaryota; Metazoa; Chordata; Actinopteri; Centrarchiformes; Centrarchidae.
ACUUAAGAAAAUUCGCGGAAGUGGCUGAAAGGUAAAACGUCACCAGCGAGUUAUUAGUUUCAAACUUCAAAAAGUUGGCGUAUAAACCUGAAUAAUGCAUCAUUAAAGCAUGCUAAAGAACUUGUUUUGAGUUAUUGACAGAAUACCUAAAGUAUGUUUAAGGACUGGGGAACGUGGCUUGGAAUAGAAAACAAAAAUGGCCAGGUUAAGGAAGACGGCGAGUCUAUUGUUGAUGUUCAUGAAGACAUCGAUCAUGGCAUAAACAAGCGGCAGACUGCUGUUGCUGAAAGUGAGCAGACCAGUGCUGUUGAGGAAGAUGCUCAACCGCCUCAACUUCUCCAAAAAGCAAAGGGCUUCAGUGGUUACUUUUAUAAUUUAGCCAGCAGUGCUUCAAAGAAACUCUCGGAGUCCGUCGUUGAAACUGCACAAACUCUAAAGAAAAGUGUGGAGGAGGGGAAGAUAAACGGAAUUAUUGAUAAGACCAUUUUGGGUGAUUUCCAGAAAGAACAAGAGAGAUUUGUUCAGGAGAGAAAAGCAAGAAACUCUGGUGAAGCCGUGCCACCAUGGGUUGGUUAUAAUGAAGAGGAAACCAUGCAGCAACAGAUUUUAGCGCUCUCAGCUGACAAAAGAAAUUUUUUGCGAGAUCCUCCUGCUGGGUCUCAAUUUCACUUUGAGUUUGAGCAAAUGUAUCCAGUCGCCAUGGUGAUGUUGGAGGAAGAUGUGCUCCUUCAGAAGAUGCGUUUCCAUCUGGUUCCCAAACAGGUGAAAGAGGAAGUGUUUUGGAAGAAUUACUUCUACCGUGUGUCCUUAAUAAAACAGUCAGCUCAGCUCACAGCUCUAGCAGCACAACAGGCUGCUGAGCAGAGAGAUGUGGAGAAAACUGGCACGAGUCCUGAGGCUGUUCAUCAGAAGGCUGUAGUUAAACGGAAAACUUCACCUGCCAUCUGCAGUAACAAACCAAAAUCAAGUGAGGAUGAAGAGGAAGUCUCCACCAGCCCGCCUGUUUCUGAAUUUGUGAGUGAUGCCUUUGACUCUUGCAAGAUAAAUGAGGACGACCUACGCAAAGAAAUGGAACAGCUGGUUCUGGACAAGAACGAACAUCCAAAGGCACAACAAGAAGAGGCUGCUGACUGGGAGAGAGAGCUGCAGGAGGAACUUCAGGAGUACGACGUGCUGCCCGAUAAUGAGAACUGUGAUGAAAACUGGGACAGGGAGAUUGAAGAGAUGCUAAUGGGGGACAGUUAGAGCACUUAGACUGCUCCAGCCUUCACUGUUUGAAGGACACAUUUAAGGUCAGAAACAGCACGACUACACAUUUAAUGUUCCCAGUGGAAUGAUUCAUUUCAAUAUUGGUCCUCUUAAGAACUCUCAAGAUGGAGAAAUACCACUUAACAUCAUUAACAUUGUACUAUUUCUGUGGCCUGAGUAGUUCUUUGAGUAAUUAUUUACUAUUGUCUUCUGCAGUUAAAAGAAAAGGAGAUAUUGUACUGCAUGUCAAGCUCAUAAUGUGAAACUGAGGCACGCCUCCAUAGAAAAGUGAACAGUCAUACCACAUCAAAUUAGCAACAAAACCAGUUAGUAUAUAGACUUGAGUGAGGAUGCAUUUAAUAUCUUAAAAGAACUGUUCAUUUGUAAGAAGAAGAAUUUACUAUUCCUUCUCCCUUUUAAAGGUGGGGUAAGCGAUUCUAAUCCAAUACACGUCUUUUUGUCAAAUUCAGCUAAUGUCUCUUCACUAGCUGUCUGUUCUGUGUGUGAGAAACAAACAAAGUGGCUCGGACUAAGCCAUACAACACUUUUUCAGCCAUUGUAGCUGUGGUUUGUGUGUCAGGUAACUUUAAAUGACUUGCCCACGGACAUUCAGCUUAAUUUCUAGUUUGCCUAAAUAUGCUGUUGUUAAGAUGUUAGCUAUAUUAACUGGAGUAUCAUUGUCUGGAGCUGCUGUGCUGCCUCGUCCUCUCUGCAUGUUCGCUUUGCAGCAGCAACUGUAGCAACAGUUUGCUAACCCACAACCUAGCUCACGUUAAGUACAGUACUUGCUGUGUCGUUGUUUUUGUCAUGGGAUUGGUCUGACUGGAUCCAGAAUGGGUGGAAAUCUGACUGAAUGGGAGGGGAGCCAUGCGCACCUGCCAGAGCGACUGAAACAUGAGCUCGCAGAUUCGUCUGGUUGACAGGCUACACAAAUACCAUUAUGAUGAUUUCACAUUCAUCCUGCGUAAAACGAGCAGGUGAUGAAUGAACAAAUACAGCCGAACUGUUCAAAUCAAAGACUCGGUAUGACAUUAUAGACCAGAAGUUUUGAUGCUUCUUCUUCUUCACUAGUUGUCUGUUGCCAAAAUAACAUCAACCAAGUCAGGUGACCAGUAAAGUAUAGUUUUGAAGAAAGUUUAUCCUAUGACUGAGCCAACUCUUUUUAAAAAAAAAUAUAAAUGGAUAUGAUGCAUGUGUUUGUUUGUAAUAAUAGCCAAUUUUAAUAAAAUCUAAAAAUGUGCUUUACAGUAAAGAAUGUAAUACACAGUGUAUGUUAUACCUGUAAUGGACCUAGGGCACUGUGGAUUUUAUCAAAAUGAUAAAAUGGAUGACUGAACACAUAUUUUUUGUAAUGAAAUGCAUUGUCCAAACAAGCUUUGCUUUCUUCCUGUUCACACUAGAGUUGAUUCAGGAAAAUAGACCCCAAAAUCCAUUGUCUUUGUGUACUUUCUGUAUAUGCACACUUCACUGUAGUGUUACAUUCCCAUUAAACCUGAUCAUUUAUUACUGUCUAAAA